GGGAAUUAUUUAUCACUAAAGAGUCUGUCUCUCAGAAAUAAUUCAAUAUGGUUGGUGCUUCCGGUAAUAUUUGUUUUUAAUCUACUUUUUCACCAAAAUACUCACAUUCUUGUUAUACUACGUUAUUAUUAUUCAAGGGAUCGAAGACGACCCUGAGUCUAUAUAAACUUCAUAAGCUGUUUCUGUGCAAUCCUUCGAAUAUGGCCUCUUUAAGCUGUGGCUACAAGUGUCUGCAGAUUUUUCUAGUGGUAUUUAAUGUCCUUGUUUGUACAUGUGGGAUUGUUGCAGUUGUAAUUGGAAGUCUCUCCCAAGUUGCUAUUAAUAAAUAUUCCACUGGAGUGGAUUCAAAUAUCAAAUGUCUCGUAAUCUUUGUAAUAGCACUUGGAUGCUUCCUAGUUGUGUUUGGAUUUCUUGGGUUUUUUGGAUUGGUUACCAAGAAUACUUUCUGUCUAAUCUUGUACACCUCUCUACUGUCAGCCAUUGUGCUGAUCGAAAUAGCGGGAGGAGUAGCGGCAGCUGUGCUAAGAAAAGACGUAAAAGCUCAAUUCCAAUCUCUGAUUAAAAGCUCCGUUUCUGAAUUUAGCAAGAAUCCGGACUUGAAGAAACUCUUAGAUAAGAUACAAACAGAGUUUCAUUGUUGCGGCUCUGAAUCGCCAAAGGACUACAUAUCGACUAAGCAAACCAUCCCUGAUUCAUGUAAAAAUCCAGAAACUAAGAUUAUAUACUUAGAUGGUUGUUCAUGCAAAGUAAUCGACUUCUUUGAAAAGUAUAUUAUUGCCGUUUUAGUAGCGGUAUUUGUAUUUGCCAUCCUCCAAUUGUCGUGUAUUGUUUUUGCCAUCUGUGUUAUUCAAGCUAUCAAAUCUGGCAAUUACGGACAAGACUAGAGUAUUUAAAGUUGUGAACGCUAUAUUUGAUUUUUUGACAGCUUUCAACUUGGCAUAAUUAAACUUUUUUCCUCGUUUUUUACUUCACUGUCAUUUAUUGAGCAAAGAAUGGAGUCUUGUAUUUUGUUCAAUAAACAU
This is a messenger RNA of Schistosoma bovis, 1022 nucleotides long. The record is from the annotation of a GenBank genome assembly. NCBI's taxonomy places the organism in Eukaryota, Metazoa, Platyhelminthes, Trematoda, Strigeidida, Schistosomatidae.